Olea europaea var. sylvestris is the source of this 953-nucleotide messenger RNA. RefSeq lists its product as uncharacterized. Lineage: Eukaryota; Viridiplantae; Streptophyta; Magnoliopsida; Lamiales; Oleaceae. The record is from RefSeq and is a predicted model, not a curated record. The transcript has a single exon. The annotation marks the transcript as partial.
ACAAGCCUCUAGACAAUGGUAUUCCACAUUUUCUUCUUGCCUCAUUGCUUUUGGUUUCCACCAAUCAAAAGCUGAUUAUAGCUUAUUCACCAAAGCUGAUGGUAACUCUUUUACUGCAUUGUUAGUCUAUGUUGAUGACAUUACUGUGGCUGGUAAUUGCUCGACAUCCAUUGCAUCUCUUAAAGCCUUUUUGCAUAAUCAAUUUAACAUUAAAGAUCGUGGUUGUUUGCAUUAUUUUUUGGGCUUGGAAGUUACAAGAUCCUCCAAAGGCAUACAUUUAACCCAAAGAAAGUAUACUUUGAAUAUACUUUCAGAUUCUAGUAUGGUAGGUUUUAAACCCCUAAAAUUGCCUCUUGAACAGAAUUUCAAAUUACAAAAGGCCUCUGGACAGCCUCUACUUGAUCCUAGCUCUUAUAGAAGACUCAAUGGCCGCCUUUUGUACCUCACCAUCACCCGGACAGACAUCUCUUAUGCUAUCCAGCUCUUGAGCCAGUUCAUGGAUCACCCCACUGACUCCCACCUUUCAGCAGCCCACAAAGUUCUAAGGUAUUUGAAAAUUGCUCCUGGCCAAGGCAUUUUAUUAUCAUCAUCUUCUCAGUUGCAACUUCGAGGUUAUUGUGAUUCCGAUUGGGCUUUUUGUCCUGACACACGACGCUCCACCACAGGUUAUUGUGUAUUUCUUGGUCGUUCUCUUGUGUCGUGGAAGUCUAAGAAACAAUCAGUUGUCUCUCGAUCCUCAGCUGAGGCUAAGUAUCUUUCUAUGGCAUCCACAUGUUCUGAGCUUACAUGGAUUAGAUUCUUGCUUCGUGAUUUGCGGGUACCACAUCCCCAAGCUGCCUUGCUUUUUUGUGACAAUCAAGCAGCUUUCCAUAUUGCUGCCAACCCUAUUUUUCACGAGAGAACGAAGCAUAUUGAGUUAGAUUGUCACCUUGUUCGGGACAAGAUUCAAGAAG